AUGAAGAGAAAUUCAGGCAUAGCCUGGGCUCCGCCUAUACUACUGCCGGUCUCGCUAAGCGAGAAUAGCAGUUCUUCCCAUUACUCAUUAUUGCGAACCCAUAUACUAAUCUUGUCUAAUAUUAAUUAUAUGCCUCAUAUAAGUAAACAUCGUUAUAGAUGCUUGGAGGAUAUUCCUGCCCAUAUAUUUUCAUUUCUGGUAAGUGAUUGGAAUCGAAAAUCGAAUCUUUUCAAGAUUUUUCUUAUAGACGACCAACCUGACUUUGAAUCAGUUUCUAAUUUCAGCAAAAAUAAUCAGCACUUGGCCGGCAUGAAAAAUUACUUUGGAGUCAGGAUUUGGGUUAUGGAUUUCGUUAGAUCUUGGUUAGAAUCGGACCCAUACGGAGGACUAACAUACCGAAGUUAUAUAGAAAAAAUUUUAUCCCUCAUGUUAAAUUGGGGAGAUAAAAAUAAUCGGACCCCGAAAUUAAAAUAUCGGACCUCCAAUGUUGAAGUUGGGGUAAAAGAAAAGAUUACUCACCAUAUUAAAUUGGGGUGA
Molecule: messenger RNA, 537 nt
Organism: Rhizophagus irregularis DAOM 181602=DAOM 197198
Lineage: Eukaryota; Fungi; Glomeromycota; Glomeromycetes; Glomerales; Glomeraceae
Source: RefSeq, a predicted model, not a curated record